AUGUCCAUGUCAGCUGCGUCGAACGAAGUCAUCAUUCUGAUUGCGCAGCAAUUACAAUCGCAAGCAGAUCUCGCUGCGCUGGUGCAGGUUAACUGCCGCCUCAAUCACCUUAUAAAGCACAUCUUAUAUCAAUACAACCUACAGCAACGGAACGGGGAUGGUAUUCUCCAGGCAGCCAGGCUAGGAUUAACCCCUGCGGUAGUCCAAUUUAUCAAAGAAGGAUACCCUGUGGAAGACCGACCAAUCCAUGCCGAGGAACACCCAGCACGACCUGGAUUUCUACGGUGGGACCCGUGCUCAUGUCGACUGGAGCAGCCUAUUCUUUGUGCUGCAGAAUAUGGACAUUCGGAGCUUGUGAAAUAUCUUCUACGCGCAGGCUCCGGACCAGAUUUUGAGAACAACCUAGGCGAAACGCCUAUGCAUCUAGCAGCGAAAAACGGGUUCCUCUCGGUUAUCAAGGUCCUGCUCGAAAAAGGCUACACCAUACCAUUCCUCAUGGAUAACGACACCAAAUUCACGUUGGCUCCUAUCAAAGAGGCUGCUUUGAAAGGACAUACGCAUGUGGUCGAACAUUUAUUGUCCUAUGCUCCAAGCCCCCGUGACUAUGCUUCUUCGACCCUUCCAUUUGCCGCUAUUUCCGGUAACAUAGCCUUGGUAUCUAUGCUCCUUGAUCAUGGGGCAGACAUCAACUACAAGUACAUUGAACGCCAUGCUCCUAGGAUGGCUCUAUACCCACACGAUGAACGAGGGCACGUAUCGACUGCUUUAUCAGUAGCAGCCAGACUCGGGCAUCUGGAUCUGGUGACCUUUUUGCUUGCUAACGACUCUGACGUUGAAGUCACAACGGGGGCGUCUAGUCUCUGGGAGACCGCCUUGUACCUGGCAAUUGCGAAAGGCCACGAAGAGGUCGUUGAGGUGCUUUUGGCUCACGGUGCUGAUGUCGAAGGUGGACAUAUCAGUGCUGCUAUUGAGCAACGCAACAAGAAAUCACUAGAGAUGCUCAUCACCAAGUACGGAACCGAAAACUGCCAGACCAAUUUCCUGGAGCUCGCAGCAGAGGCUGGCGACAUGGAAAUAUUCCAGAUCUUAUUCGAUAAAGGCUUCGAAGACCAAGAAAGGGCUUUCCUGAAAGCAAUCGAAUGCGGUCAAGAGGAAAUCGUCGCCCUUCUUCUGUCACGAGGAACAGAUCCUGAUUUACCAACCAUCCGUGAGUGUGCAAUCGGCAAAGCAAUCGUCCAUCGUAAUGUCGGCAUCAUGGAAUUACUAUUAUGCCAUGGCGCUCACAUUUACCCCGAAACCUUACGAGGCGCAAAAACUUUUGCCCCUGGGCAUAUAGCAAAGUUGGCAGAACAGUUUCCUGUGCAUUCCCUCGGGAAGAAGGCCAUACAGAACCCCCUCGUUAUUUGUAUCGCCGUCGUUCCGUGA
Penicillium arizonense is the source of this 1425-nucleotide messenger RNA. RefSeq names its product ankyrin repeat domain-containing protein. Gene Ontology annotation, molecular function: protein binding. The record is from RefSeq and is a predicted model, not a curated record. NCBI's taxonomy places the organism in Eukaryota, Fungi, Ascomycota, Eurotiomycetes, Eurotiales, Aspergillaceae. The transcript has 2 exons. The coding region runs from base 1 to 1425 and encodes 474 amino acids.